Messenger RNA from Nelumbo nucifera (sacred lotus), 980 nucleotides. RefSeq names its product NEFA-interacting nuclear protein. Lineage: Eukaryota; Viridiplantae; Streptophyta; Magnoliopsida; Proteales; Nelumbonaceae. The record is from RefSeq and is a predicted model, not a curated record. Gene Ontology annotation, cellular component: nucleus.
CACCCACCCACCCUCCAACUUCAGAGUCAGAUCAGACUAUAAGAGGACCGAAAGAAGGAAAAAAUUGAAUUUCGAGUAAAAAGGAAAACGUAAAAAAGAGGGAACGAAUCGACAUGGAGCAGGAAUCUAAUGCCCCUAUCAGGUUGAUGAACUUCGUCUCGGAGGAACAGUUGGAUCAAGCUAAGAAAACUAGGGGCGAGCGAGUUGAAGAUGGCACUGCUCAGAGGGACAAACCGCUCUAUGAGAUCUUAAAGGAGAAUAAAGACAAGCGAGAUGCAGAAUUCAAUGAACGGUUUAAGCACAGACCACCCAAAGCCCUUGAUGAGGAUGAGACAGAGUUCCUAGACAAAUUGGAGAUGUCAAGGAGGGAAUAUGAGCGGCAAGUGGCUGAUGAAGAAGCUGAACAACUCCGAAGUUUCCAGGCAGCAGUGGCAGCCCAGUCAUCCAUUGUAUAUGAGCUUAAGGAAACACCUACUGUACCUAAAGUUGAGGAACAUAAGCCACUUGCAAGGAAGAACCCACCAGCUCGCCCAUUAGGAGGAUUGAUUAUUAAAGUCCAACCACAGGCAAAGAAGGCAAAGGCAGAUGAAAUGAGUUCAGAAAAAUCUUCAGACAAUGUAAAAACAACUAACGAUGACACUGGCAAGUCAACUGAGAUUUUUAAGGGGGCUCUCGGUCUCGGAAUCGGAGGUCUGGUGUCAUACAGUGAUGAGAGUGAAGAUGAUGAUAGCUGACCUCCUAACUUUAUUCAUGUUAUCUGAUUAUAUUUCACUCUGGAAAUCAAUCAACUCUUUAAGCACAUUUUGCUAAUUAUAUGAGGACUUUCCGAGUCCCAAAUAUGCUUCAGUAUGUCAAAUUGCGUAGGUAUGUAUCAUAGAGUUUUUUGAUCUUUUUUUUGGAAGCGCAGAGUUCUUUGGUCUCAUGUCAUGUAUGGUGUACCUUCCUCAUCCAACUAAUACGAGAAGAAAUUAAUGUCAUUC